GCCGGGCUGGGAGCCGCGAGGAGAGCGGGCAGCGCCGCCGGAGCCCGCCGCCCGGGCCAUGGCCAAGGCGGGCCGUGCAGGUGGCCCUCCCCCGGGCGGUGGUGCCCCCUGGCACCUUCGAAAUGUCCUCAGCGACUCAGUGGAGAGCUCUGAUGAUGAAUUCUUUGAUGCUAGAGAGGAAGUGGCUGAAGGGAAGAAUGCCAUCCUCAUUGGGAUGAGCCAGUGGAAUUCAAAUGACCUGGUGGAGCAGAUCGAGACCAUGGGGAAACUGGAGGAGCAUCAAGGAGACGGGAACGUGCCGUGCACAUCCAGCAUCCUCCAGGAGAAGCAACGAGAACUGUACCGGGUUUCCUUGAGAAGACAGAGGUUCCCAGCCCAGGGAAGCAUCGAGAUCCACGAAGACAAUGAGGAAGGCUGCCCGCAGCGCUCCUGCAAGACGCACGUCCUCCUGCUGGUGCUGCAUGGGGGGAACAUCCUGGACACGGGCUCGGGGGACCCGUCCUGCAAGGUGGCCGACAUCCACACCUUCAGCUCCGUGCUGGAGAAGGUCACGCGCGCCCACUUCCCCGCAGCCCUGGGCCACAUCCUCAUCAAGUUCGUCCCCUGUCCCGCCAUCUGCUCUGAGGCUUUCUCACUCGUCUCCAACCUGAAUCCCUACAGCCACGAUGAGGGCUGUCUCAGCAACAGCCAGGACCACGUCCCUCUGGCCGCCCUGCCCCUGUUGGCCAUCUCCUCCCCGCAGUACCAGGAUGCAGUUGCCACCGUCAUCGAGCGAGCCAACCAGGUGUACACGGAGUUCCUCAAAUCCCCCGAUGGGAUUGGCUUCAGUGGGCAGGUGUGUCUCAUCGGGGACUGUGUGGGGGGCCUCCUGGCCUUCGAUGCCAUCUGCUACAGCGCAGGGCCCUCAGGUGACAGCCCUGGCAGCAGCAGCCGGAAGGGGAGCGUCAGCAGCACCCAGGACACCCCGGCGGUGGUGGAGGAGGAGUGCAGCCUGGCCAGCAGCAAGCGGCUCAGCAAGAGCAGCAUUGAUGUCCCCAGCGCGCUGGAGGAUGAAGAACCCAAGCGGCCAUUGCCACGGAAACAGAGCGACUCCUCCACCUAUGACCGCGAGGCCGUCGCCCAGCAUCACGCCUUCCUAUCAAGCAUCCACUCGAGCGUGCUGAAGGAUGAGGCUGAGCCCCCUGCGGCCGGGGGGCCCCAGCUCCCCGAGGUCAGCCUGGGCCGCUUGGAUUUUGAGGUGUCCGACUUCUUCCUCUUUGGCUCGCCCCUGGGCCUGGUCCUGGCCAUGCGGAGGACGGUGCUGCCCGGACUGGAUGGUUUCCAGGUACGUCCUGCCUGCAGUCAGGUCUACAGCUUUUUCCACUGCGCAGACCCCUCUGCCUCCCGGCUUGAACCACUGCUGGAGCCCAAGUUCCACCUGGUGUCGCCCGUCAGCGUGCCCCGCUACCAGAGGUUCCCGCUGGGUGACGGACAGUCCCUCCUCCUUGCUGACGCCCUGCACGCCCACAGCUCCCUCUUCCUGGAGGGCAGCUCCCGGGGCAGCCCGCCGCUUCUGGAGGCGCCUGCCUCACCCCCUCGGGCCCCGAGGUCCCAGCGCCCGGGGCGGAGGAUAAGCCAGGGCAGCUCCCACAGUGAGAGCUCGGAGUCCUCGGACAGCCUGGCCCCCGUGGGCACCUCCCGCACCGCAGUCACAGCCAAGUGGUGGGGCAGCAAGCGCAUCGACUACGCCCUGUACUGCCCCGAUGUCCUCACCGCCUUCCCCGCCGUGGCCCUGCCGCACCUCUUCCACGCCAGCUACUGGGAGUCCACGGACGUGGUGGCCUUCAUCCUCAGACAGGUGAUGCGCUACGAGAGCGUGAACGUCAAGGAGAGCGCUGGCUUGGACCCCGCAGCACUGAGCCCCACCAACCCCCGCGAGAAGUGGCUUCGUAAGAGGACCCAGGUCAAGCUGCGGAAUGUCACCGCCAACCACCGGGCCAACGACGUGAUUGCCGCCGAAGACGGCCCCCAGGUCCUGGUGGGGCGGUUCAUGUACGGGCCCCUCGACAUGGUGGCCCUGACCGGGGAGAAGGUGGACAUCCUGGUGAUGGCAGAGCCUUCCUCCGGCCGCUGGGUGCACUUGGACACGGAGAUCACCAACAGCAGCGGCCGAAUCACGUACAGCGUGCCGCGGCCCCGGCGCCUGGGGGUCGGCGUCUACCCCGUGAAGAUGGUCGUCAGGGGCGACCAGACCUGCGCGAUGAGCUACCUCACGGUGCUGCCCCGGGGCAUGGAGUGCGUGGUCUUCAGCAUCGACGGCUCCUUUGCGGCCAGCGUGUCCAUCAUGGGGAGCGACCCCAAGGUCCGGCCGGGGGCAGUGGACGUUGUCCGGCACUGGCAGGACCUGGGCUACAUGAUCCUCUACAUCACGGGGCGGCCGGACAUGCAGAAGCAGCGGGUGGUGUCGUGGCUGUCCCAGCACAACUUCCCACAGGGCAUGAUCUUCUUCUCGGACGGGCUGGUGCACGACCCGCUGCGGCAGAAGGCCAUCUUCCUGCGCAACCUCAUGCAGGAGUGCUUCAUCAAAAUCAGCGCGGCCUAUGGCUCCACGAAGGACAUCUCCGUCUACAGCGUGCUAGGCCUGCCACCCUCCCAGAUCUUCAUUGUGGGCCGGCCCACCAAGAAGUAUCAAACCCAGUGCCAGUUCCUGAGCGAGGGCUACGCCGCGCACUUGGCCGCGCUGGAGGCCGGCCACCGCUCGCGCCCCAAGAAGAACAGCUCGCGGAUGAUCCUGCGCAAGGGCAGCUUCGGCCUCCACGCGCAGCCCGAGUUCCUGCGGAAGCGCAACCACCUGCGCCGGACCAUGUCGGUGCAGCAGCCCGACCCGCCCGCCAACCCCAAGCCCGAGCGGGCCCAGAGCCAGCCCGAGUCCGACAAGGACCACGAGCGGCCCCUGUCCGCGCUCAGCUGGGCGCGCGGGCCCCCCAAGUUCGAGUCGGUGCCCUGAGGGCCAGGCUGUGCGCAGAGCAGGGGGGCCCCGGCGGGCUGCCUUCUCCCCGGCAGACACAGGCCUUUUCCUGCUUUUUCCCUCCCGUGUCUGUCCAGCAGUGUCCGACCAGCGAGGGGGGCAGGACCCUGCCUGGCCUUGGGGGGCUCCCUGGGCUGCGAAGGGGUGAGAUCCAGGGGGUCUCAGUGCAGUCACUGCGGCUCCCCCACGCCUGCAACGCAAGCCCCAGCGAGGGUGGAUGUUUGUGUAAUCCCGGGGGCAGGCCUGCCCGGAGCCGGAGUGUUUGACAAAGUCGACCAUCUUUCUGAGUUCCUGAGGCUUCCGCGGCGAUGCUAGGCAGGCCCUAACGGGAGGAGCCCCCAGGCCAGGGACCAACAGCCGCUGGCAGGUACAGCUUCUUGGCUGCCUGCUGGAGGGUCGCGUGGCAUUUGUGCCCGCCCUCCGUGUGACGUCCCGGGUCACCAUCUUGGGCCUGGCUCUCCCGUGGCAAAGUGGCCACGUUCUGGGAGUGGGAGGAUGUCCCCUGGGCUCAUCCCAUGUUUGAGUCGUUUGCCCACGGCCCUUGGGGGGCGGGGUCUGGUGCUGACGGUCUGUCCUCCUGCAGCUGUCCCCUCUUUCUUGUCCUCCGUAUUCUCACCUUUCCUCCCGUGGCCCUUGAGGACAGUUAUGCCUCUUCCCGGAGUCCUGCCUGGUGCCCUCCCCUGUGAGGCUGUGGCCCUGGGUUCUGGCCUAGCUGGGCAGGCUGUGAGCCCUUGAGCCUGUUGCUUGCCCUCUCUGGGCCCUGCCUUCCUUCUGUAAUUGGAGGGGUCUCCCCAGCUGAGAUUGGUGGGAGAUUUUGACUCCUGGCUGUCCUGCACUUCUGCCUUCUGAGGCUUUUCAGGCCUAAGAGCCCCUCAGAGUGCCCAAUGAUCUAUACCUUCCUUGCAGACUAAGAGAGGGGCUGGGGCAGGGAGGGGGAGCGGGAGGGAGCCGCCGUUGCCCCGCCACUUCAAAGGAAGCCCUUCUGUGGGGUUGCUGGGAAGGGGUCCCUGCUCCAUAGAGAGGUUUGCUUUGCACUGAUGUCCAAACCUGGUGUCCCAGGGACAGAGACAUUCCCCAAAGGGCACUGGUCGGGCUCCCCCUCCCCAGCUCUGCUCAGAGCAAUUUCUCCCUUUGACUCCUGGAAGGCAUAACAGCUGAGGUCCCAGAGCUCCGGGGGUUCAUGUAAUUUUGGCUCAAACUGUUGUGUUCUCUUCCCUUCCCCCUGCCACUCAGCUUGGUUUGGUGCCCAUAACCUCCUCUUGGGUCAUCCCCUGAGGUUGGCAGGGCUUGGCUCUCCUGGGGCCCCUCAAAUUCUGCCCAGGCCUUCCUCCUGCUGAGCCCCUGGCCCAGGCGUUGGUCUCCUGCACUUCCCCCGCUCCCUGGCCCAGACCCACACCUGCUGUGUUGGGCUAUCCGGGCUGCCUCUGAGCCCUUCGGGCUGUCACUGAGGCUGAUCCAGCUCUUGCAGCCGAGGUUCUGUGUCACGGGCCGGGCUGCCCAGGCCCAGACGUCUGUAUACCCAGCAGGCACCUGUGUCAGCUCAGUGUCGCUUCUGCUGUCUACCUCUUGCAGGUCCCAUGUGGCCAGUGUCCUCCCCAGUGGCGGCUGCUGGUGGGGGCAGCUGGCACCGCUGUUGUGAAUCACCCGGUAAACUUGAUGCGCCGCUGGGGCUGGACGGCUCCGGGCUCCCAGCCCCGACCCCUGCUCUCCACUGGAACUGUGUCUUCUCCAGCCUGCCAGCUCCUGCUCCACUUCCAGCGCCGCAUCUGCGCCCAGAGCUGCUGGCAAGUCUGCUGGGGAGGGGUGAUCACCCCCAGCUUCCUCCCUGGUCCUGCCUCCUGGGGGUUCGCAGCGGGCCCAUCCCUCCUUUAACAUUUCAUCCUUCUUGGCUCUCCGUCGAGCACCAGCUCAUAUGGCAUAGCCACCUCAACUCCAAUCCUUCCCCUCCUUUCCAAAACAGACGCUGAAUUAAACUCGGGCGGAGUUGGUCUGCUUCUCUGAAAUUCCAUCUCCUUUUUGCAGAAGCCACUGAUGUGUUGCUCUCAAGUGAUGAAAUAAUUAGCGUGAGAUACUUCUCCCCCAGCUAGAGUCCCUCUGCCCUUUUUUCUGAGAACCCCAGGCUGGGAGCAGGAGAGGGCAGCGACCCUGAGGAAUUUGGAGUCCGCGGGAGCAGGGUUCUGUGCGUGUGGGGAUCGGAGCCGGGACAUGGGCCCCAGCAGGAGGGUCCGCACCCCUUCCCUCCUGGAGCUCCGGUUUGGGGCUCUGACGACUUGCACCUCAGAUGCUGAAGGUGUACAGUGAGAUGUGGUGAACACAGCGUUCUGGGAGCGUCGGUCGGUGUGUGUGAACGUGUGUACUUGGAGCUCUGUAUAGUGAUCAGACUCGACUUGUUUCAGUACUGCCUUCACGGCAACUCUGUAACCAACGUGCACUUUCUCUGCUAGUGGUUUGUUUGAUUUUGUCCUUCCAGUUAAGUUGGAGGAAAACAAAGAACCACCUUGUGUCGUUCUCAGGAGGGGGUGCCACUGCCUCUCCUGGAGCAGUUCUGUGACCCCCAGUCUGGCUGUUUUCUAGAGAAUCCGUCCAGCUCCCGGUGUGCCUGCUCCCCAGGAGCUGGAAGACAGAUCUUCCCGCCUGACCAAAGCUCCUUGUUCCCUGCGUGGCAUGUUUGUUCUUCCUAGUUUGGGGUGGGGGGCGGCUGUCCCGACAGAGGGCCUGCCCGCAGCCUCCCCUGCCUUCGCCCUGUUGGGGGUUCAGGGUGCAUCUGUAGCCAGGGCCUGCUCUUCCGGCCUCAUGGCAUUUUUCUAAAGAUCUCAACUCCUCUCUUAGGCUCCGCAACAGAUACAUUAAAAAAAAAAAAAAAGAAAAAAGUAAGACUCAUGCAUUUGGAAAAAUGGCCCUCCAGUCUGGGUGCUGGGCCACAGAAAACCAACAUAUUUGAACCCCAGGAUUCCAGACAUUACUGGGGUGGGGUGGGCUCCCUGAAAGGGAGGAGGCUGGAUCUCAUGGGUUUUAAACUGUACUUUGACGGCUUUGGAGCCCAGACCCACGCCCCGGAAGUGCCCUGCCAACAAAACGUGGCGCCGAUUGUUAAAUGAAAGGCGGACCCCGAGGCAGGUGGAAAUGGGUCCCGAGGUGGCGCCGGUUUUGUGGGGGACACUCGCCCACCCAGCCCAGGUGCAGCCCUGCACGGGAGGAGAACCCUGCCUGCGGAGCCUCAGCUUGACCCCGCCUUAAAUAACCAACUUUCCUGCCGAAUCCCUGGGGGUUUGGGUGCCCAGUGCUCUGGAAACCUAUUCUCUUUGGCUCAGCCAAAAGAAACCUCCCCUCCCACCCCACCCCCCUGAGUAGGGUUAAGUCCAAGCAGCGAGGCCUGGCCUGGGUCCUUGUCUCCUUGCUGAGAAAUCAACAGGGUGGAUGGGAAAAAAAAAUCAGGAAUUUGACCGCCACCCUCACUGGCACAAGGAGAGGCAGGUGACACCAAGGAGGGGUGGGACGGUAGGGUGGCUCGCUCACAGGGACUCCCACCCUCGGACCCCGCUGUCCUUUUCUGUUUGUUUACUCGGCGGUGGCAGCCGGUCUGAUCUUGUCCGUCUGACUGUUCCUAAGUAUGUAACUCUCAGUAUUAUUUGUGGUGGACGGUUCUGUGGUGAAAAAGGUUUAUUCUAUUUCUCAUGGCUGCCUUGUACAAAAUCCGUUAGAAAAGAAAAUGUAAAAUAUCAGAUUUCUAACAAGAAAAAAACAGCUUACGGAGUUAAAAGAUUUUUACAACUGGUCUUGA
Balaenoptera ricei (Rice's whale) is the source of this 6788-nucleotide messenger RNA. RefSeq names its product PITPNM family member 3 (gene PITPNM3). NCBI's taxonomy places the organism in Eukaryota, Metazoa, Chordata, Mammalia, Artiodactyla, Balaenopteridae. The record is from RefSeq and is a predicted model, not a curated record. The transcript has 20 exons. Gene Ontology annotation, molecular function: metal ion binding; phosphatidylcholine binding; phosphatidylcholine intramembrane carrier activity. Gene Ontology annotation, cellular component: cytoplasm. Gene Ontology annotation, biological process: phospholipid transport. Bases 59 to 2986 code for a protein of 975 amino acids.